This is a messenger RNA of Engraulis encrasicolus (European anchovy), 2084 nucleotides long. RefSeq lists its product as uncharacterized. Lineage: Eukaryota; Metazoa; Chordata; Actinopteri; Clupeiformes; Engraulidae. The transcript is spliced from 19 exons. Bases 16 to 2061 code for a protein of 681 amino acids. The record is from RefSeq and is a predicted model, not a curated record.
GUGGGACGGGGGAGGAUGGCUCAACAAAUCACUAGCCACGUGCUUGACUCUACCCAGUUGUGCUUGUUGUGCUUCACGAUGGCCUUCCAACAGGGACUCUGUGGUUUCUUUGUAGCUGCUAUUGCAAUUGUUGUGGUCGCCCAAAAGCCUGACUCAAAGCCUGCAGACUUCCAGGUUGAGUGUAAGAGGGGAAGCGUCUUGGUAGUAUGGACUGUGGGCCCAGAGCUGGCUCCAAACGCCUCUCGUCUCAUGCUGGGAAGCUGCAUGCCAAACCUGUUCCAUCCCCAUCCCAACGGUGGUGGACAAGCUAUUUAUCACUAUAGGUUUAAAGACUGUGGAUUUAAGGAAGAGCUGACCAGCGACCAGAUUAUCUACAAAUCUAAGCUUGGGUUUAGGCCUAAACCAAAGCCUGAACCAUAUGUGUUCUCAUAUCCCAUUGAGUGCGUGUAUAGGAGGAAAAAGACCUAUAUGGCCCCUUUCCUGCAUCCUGGUUAUGCAGACAUUGAGGCAUAUAGUCAGCUGACCUUCAACAUGAUGCUGCUUAAUGACGACCUUAAUGGGCCGGCGCAGUCCAACUCCUUCCCUGUGGGCUCCUUCAUCCCCAUCUGGGCCGCGGUGGGCCAGAAGGGCCACCAGCCACUGGUGUUGCUCAUGGACGAGUGUGUGGCCUCCAGCAGCAUGACACUGGAGCCCAACUCUCAGGUGUACCCCAUCAUCACCAACCAUGGGUGUCUUGAUGAUGGGAAGCGUGCACAUUCCCAGUUUUUACCCAGAUACCAGUCUUCUGAGGUCGUUCUGUACUUGCAAGCCUUUCAACUUGGAGUUAAGGAUCAAGAGGUAUACAUUCAUUGUAAACUUGAGGCGUGGGAUCCAAAGGCGAUAAACGAAGGCAAUAAGAUGUGCAACUUCAACAAGCAGCUGGGAGGAUGGGAACUUCUGGAUGAUUCAUCUAAGAGUGCUAUAUGCAGCUGCUGCGACUCUGUCUGCAAGCGUCGGGGAAAACGGGAUACAAACUCGGAUGCUGGAGUUAUUCAGAAUGCUGUUCUUGAUUUCAAGACCUAUGAAAGUGUACCAGCUAGGAAUGCUGUGUUGUCUCUCAACAUGGCCACUCUGUUGACUUUGGUUGUUCUUGUGCUGGUAGCUGGUGUUGCCCAUGCAAAGGUGGACUUUACCGUGGACUGUGGGAAAGACACUGUGACCGUGUUGUGGCCGAUGGCUUUGCCAAAUGAACCCAACAUCGAGCCUGAGAAUGUCCGCCUGGGUUACUGUACUCCAACCAGUGUACACACCAUGCCAGGUGGCGCACAGGCUGUCUUCUCUUUCAAAGAGUGGCGAUGUGGUGCAGAAAUGAUGGCCCUUCAAGAUGUGAUCGUUUGGUCUACAGAGCUCACGCAUAUUUCUGAGCUGGGCGAUGACCACCUCCUUUCUAAAGUGCACUGUGUUGAUGAAAGAACUCCAGACUGGACUCCACAAUCUUUUAAGCCUGUUAUCGAGACCUUUGGCAGCGGCCAACUGUUGUUCAGUAUGAAUCUGAUGAACGAGGAUUUCAGUGGGCCUUCCUUGACCACUGUCUACCGGCUGGGAGACCGUAUCCCCAUCGCGGCCUCCGUGGAGCAGGCGUCCCACCAGCCGCUACUGCUGCUGCUGGAGGAGUGCGUGGCCACCAGUGAUAUUGAACUAGAGCCCGAUACCCUAAGCCACACCUUCAUCUCCAACAAGGGAUGUUUUGACGACAGCAAGGAGUCCAUGUCCAGUUUCCAACCUCGCCAGAGUAUCAACGAAAUGCGGCUCUACUUGCAGGCUUUUGCCUUUGCAGUCGACAUGGAGGUAUACCUUCACUGUAAGCUUGUCGCGUGGGAGGAUGGUAACUUCAGUCCGUCAAAGAAGGCCUGCCAUUACAAAAAUGAAAGUUGGGAGCUUCUUGAUGACCCUUCCAACAGUUCUGUCUGCCGCUGCUGUGACUCGUCCUGCAAAGGAAGGCGGAGGAGAGAACUUGGUGGUGGCGUCACCAAGAAUCUGAAGGUUGGACCACUGAUUAUUAAGAGCGGAUUGAAGUCCUAAUAAAGUUUUUGACAAAAAUCUGA